AAUUUAGUUUCUUUUUCCUUUUGUUUUUCGUUGUUUUGUUGUUAUUCCCGUUCGGGGGUGCGUGCUCCUGCUGUGUGUACUGCCGCCACUCCAACUAAACGGCGAACGGUGAACCCGCCCGUCGCUCUCCUCGGCCUAUACAGUCACAAUAGUGGAACAACUUUGUUGUUGUUGGUUCGGCUCCCCUUAUUGGUCCCUCCGUUCAUGGUCGCCUUCUGUCCGGACGACGACGACGACGACGACGGAGACGAAGACAACAACGACAACGACGAAGACGACGACUACAACGACGACGAACGAAGACAACAAUUGUUGCUCGCUCUGGUCUAACACAUCCUUCCUGGCGCUCCCGUACUUGAUCGCGCAUAUCCCGCGAGUGUAUGUGUGUGUGUGUGUGUGUGUGGGUGUGUGUGAUCAUUUGUGCUGCUGUGGGACGACGGGGUGGGCCCCCGAGACCGUGUAACUAGUGCUUACCCGAGGAUCGAGAUGAGGAUCAAGAAUCAGGCGGCAUCGAACGGCAGCCUGUGAGAGCCUACAAGUCUAUGCUCUCCCUCUUGCCCCUCAACCCCACGGUUACCCAAUCAACAAAGCCUGCCCAAAGCCCACAACCCGCUGCUUCAACAACGGACACGGAGACGGACCGAGACGCUGGUGCUGUUGCUGCUUAGCAAAGGAAACGAACGAAGAAAGGAAUAAGGGGUCCCCAGGCCAGGCACCCCGAUGGGCCGUUCACACAUCAUGUCAGAGAUCGUUGCCCACCGAACUAACCAGCAUUGCUAUUGGCAACCAGCGUAUUCCCGGUUAACGAUGGUACAGUAAGCUUUGCAGCAGGAGCAGGAGAAGGAGGGGAAGGUGGAGGAGGACCAGAAGGAAGAGGAAUUGGGGCAUCAUCAUCAUCAUCAUCAGAGCAUUCGAUAGGCUGCAGACGAAACAACCGGCACAGCGUCGGAACGCACGCGACGCCAGCAACAACAACAAGUGGGACAACGGCGAGAUCUAUUCCCUACCCCCCCCCCCCCCCUCCCAUCUCCAUCAUAGCAGAAACACAUCUCUAGUGGCAGUUGCCGAACAGUGACCGUUAGGUUUCAACAAUGUCGGAGACUGCAUCCAACUGUCGUACGUCGACGUCGUUUACGACGAUGCCACCAGUGCUGACGGACAGCCAGAAGGGUUCAGUGGAAGACAUCCAGAUCUCGCUGGCACCCUACAUACAGUCCUAUCUGAGCCAAACCGGACGCCGCCACUCGUGCUGCCGCGUCAUGUUGCCGGUGGCAUUCGAGCGGGCGGCACCGCGCUCGUGGUUGGAUCCCCGCUUCGAUUCACCAGUCCUCGAGGGUCAGUAUCAGGCGAGUGUGUUCCCUCAACUGCGGCUCAAGUUUCGCUUUGCGUUGUUCUACAUCCUGCUCUGCUCGCUCGUCUGGCUGCUGUACUUUCUGCUGGACGGUGGCCCCACCACCUACACCCCACUGACCGUCUCGAUCGGACUGAUCUUCGUAUUUGCGCUGCUCGGCCUCUGGGUGACGGGCACUGACAUCUAUCGGGCGUACACGAACCUGCUGUCCGGCUGCUGCGCCAUCCUGCUGUGCAUGUUCUCGCUCGCCCUGCUUCUGCUGACGCGCGAAGCCCUCAGCCCGCUCGGUCACUUUUCCAUCUGCAUCGAGAUCGUCAUGCUGGUGUACACCAUUAUUCCGCUGCCGCUGUGGCUCUGCUGCACCAUCAGCGUACUGUAUUCGGUCUGCUUCGAGGUGCUCUCGUUUCUCCAGCAGACGCGCUUCGACUACAACUCGCGCCCGGUUGGUAUGACGGGGCGCAACAGUGGAGACGCAGCAGACUUUUACUUUGGCGUCGUUGGUAGCGCUAGCGAUGGACGGCCGGGUACCGCGCCCAACGGUGAGCCGACCACUGACGGUGGCGACGACGAGACGUUUCUCUACAAAAUCAUCCUGAUCCGGGUGCUGAUACAGCUGUGCGUGCACCUGAUCGGCGUGCAGAUACUCGUCAUGACCGUGGUGCGGAUGCGUGGCACCUUCAUGAAGGUGGGCCAGAACCUGCUGGUGCGCCGUCAGCUCGAGAUGGAGAAGCAACUGAAGGAGAAGAUGAUCCACUCGAUGAUGCCACCGAAGGUGGCGGAUCUGCUGCUGAAGGAGAGCCGUGGCACCACCGGCAAGGCGGCCGGUGGUGGGUCCAGCUUCGACCAGUACUCGACGGCGGCGGCCACACCACGUCGGGCCACACCGUCCGACCUCAAGUCGCUGUUCCGACCCUUUCACAUGAACCGGAUGGAGAACGUGAGCAUCCUGUUUGCCGACAUCGUUGGUUUCACGCGCAUGUCCGCGUCCAAGACGGCCGAGCAGCUGGUGGAAAUACUGAACGAUCUGUUCGAGCGCUUCGAUGAUCUCUGCCUGGUAAACGGGUGCGAGAAGAUCUCGACGCUCGGCGAUUGCUACUAUUGCGUGUCGGGCUGCCCGGAACCUCGCCCCGAUCACGCCAUCUGCUGCGUCGAGAUGGGUCUGGGCAUGAUCGAGUCGAUACGCGUAUUCGAUGCCCAGCGUAACGAGGGCAUUAAAAUGCGGGUCGGCGUACACACCGGGACGGUAUUGUGCGGAAUUGUUGGUACCAAGCGGGUCAAGUUCGACGUCUGGAGCAAUGAUGUAACGCUGGCGAAUCGAAUGGAAUCCAGCGGAAAACCGGACCAAGUGCAUGUGUCAGAGGAAACGUGCGGAUUCCUGGGCGAUUCAUACGUCAUCGAAGAAGGAGAGGAAGUUGAUGGACAUCGGACAUACUUCGUGGUUGGCAAAAAGGUUGGCGAGGAGCCAGGCAGCUCACUGAUCGAAGAUUUACCCAGCAUUGGGUUACACGCAGAUCACCAUCACCAUCUGUUCGCUACGACCCCGCUGGACGAAGGACUGACCGGUGGCAGUGACCAUGCCGGUGGCAGCUCGUGUUUGUCGCGCAGUGCGACCAACAUUUCCUCCAUUGAACCGGCCGUUCCGCCCGCUUCUCCAGCCGGUCCCAUUUUCUUCGCUUCGUUGCAUGCAUCCCCAAUCACUAACCCACGGCCACGGCUUGCCUCACUUACCAAAAUGACCAAAUUCCUGCGUUCGGCCGUCAAAGGUGGUGAUGGAGGUCGGCAGCUGAUCGGCGAUGGCACACCACCGACUGCCAUUAACGAGCGCGAAUCGCUGGAGAAACCUCGUAUCAUCAUCAGCACCAAGUCGAUUUCGGAUGAGUUUUACACGGGUGGCGAAGAGGAACAACACCAUCACUUUGAACGGCCUACAACGGCCGUCCACGGAUCGGCCCGGGAGCUGUGCAGCGUGCAGCAGCUACAGUCCACUGGUAGCCGUUCACUUCACGAUCCUGCAACUAGCUGCUCGAUUUCAAGACUGCAGCACAAUGACGAUGACUACGACGACAACUGGCAGCCAACGGUUGGGCAGCAACUUGGUGAGUCGACGCACCACACCACCAGCACGUUUCGAUCAUGCUGGAAGGUGAGCAAUCUGCUAAAAAAGCGCCACGAACCGCUAUCGAACGCGGACAUGGAAGGUGGUUCAAGAAACUGUGAUAGUGUGAAGGGUCGAGAAGAGGAAGUGCCAUGCAUAGCUCCGCAGCUAGUAGAGUUUGGAACUGACCAGCGAACUACCCAAAAUAGUGGCGAUAAUGGGAACAACAGUCAAACGAACAUCGCUGGCCAAGGGUGCUACCAAACCGUACCGAUCCUGAUCGUUACACCACGCCCCAGCAACCAUACCCUGGCCGACGGCAGACAGCAGGGCAGUGGUGCGACCGGUAACGGUGCCUCCUGUUCCAGUGCUGCCGGUGGAGGUAGUAGUGGCGGUGACGGUUCCAUGUUCAUCGACGAGAUCAUUGAUGUCCGAUCGUAUAUAUCGCAAUCGCGAAGUGACAUCUCACCGUUCGCCCGAACCGGAAGCUAUCGCUCGCAGACAACGGAUCGGUCGUCCAUCAUUCACGAGCUGGCGCGCGGUGCUACCGGGGCACUGAUAACCGGUGGGAAUGGUGGCACUACAAGCCACGGUAGACCACGUAGCUCCACCAUCAGUGCUGCUACAGCGUCAUACGGCGAGACGGACGGUAUGGGACCGACCGGACCACCUCAGCACGCUCGCCAUGCAUCUGUGGCCGCCUGUUCGAGCGCACGGCUGCUCGGUCCCGACGGUGCUAGUCUCUCACCGUCGGCUACCUCACGCAAGGACUCGGGCAUUCGAUCGAACAGUCGACGGUCGAGCAUCCAGCACCAGAUAAUGCUGAUGAACCAGAGUGCUGCGCUUUCGAUGCAUCGCGUAUCCGGCUACUUUACCAGCUCGCAGUCGAGCCUUUCGGGUGCGAUGGUGACUGGGUCGGAACUGGAGCAAACGGGUCGACCGACUACGGGUACGGUUUCGCAUCCACCGAACGGUAGCCUGCGCGGUGGCAAUGGUACGAGCAUAGCCGCGGACGGUGGCAGCGGUACCGGAAAGUCUUGCGUUGGUCCUAGAGAACCGCAUCCGGAUCCACUGGCCGCCUGUUUGCAGCAACUGCGCAAGCAGUCCGAUCUGCAGCUUAUACGUUGCGUACGAGACAAUGCACGCUCGCAGCGCAGCUACCUCGUGAAGCCGCCUCUGCUACCCGUUUCGCUCUGCUUUAAAUCGCGGCUAAUGGAAAAGGAGUUCCGCUCGAAGGCGCACCGUUUCGGCACGGACGAGAGCAUCGGCUUUGGAGCCGGUGGUAUGGGUUGUAUUGGGCUCGGCCCCGAACUGGAAGGUACGGGGCCACCAACGCUUGCCACUCCGAAGUACAACACCUACAUCGAUCUGCUCGUCUCGUUCGCCAUCUAUCUGGCGACCUCUACCUCGCUGUUUCUGCUGUCACCGUCAGUGUACCUUGAGUCGUACAAGGUGUGGGUAUGCAUCUUUGUGCUGUUCAGUACCGUGCAGCUGUUCGCAUUGUUCAUCUGCACCAAGCAGGUGUGCCGGCGAACGCGUAAACCAUCGGUGCGCCGAUCGCGCCCUAUUACUAGCCGCAGCUGCUACGAUUGCCUGCUGCAGCUCGCCUCCCACUGGUAUCCGUGGCAUCUGUGCGGCGGUAUCCUGAUGUCGCUGCCCGUCAUCUCCAUUCUCUCGAAUUUUGCAAUGAUGGAUGUCACCAAGUUUCGGGUGUUCGAGUUCCACUACGGCUUCCUAAUGUACAUCUGCAUCGUGCACUUCUGUAACUUCACGCAGCUCAACUGGGGCAUGCGUAACUGUAUGGCGCUCGGUACGGCCGUAGCGUUCAUCGGAAUUGCCAUCGGUCACAUGGUGCAACUGUCGGCGCUCGAGAUGCAGGUUGGCGACAAUGGCUCUUCGCCGAUCGUCGCACAGAACGGUUCGCUCGGAAAUGAUGAUGGACAAGAGGCGCCAGGCCGAAUGCUACAUCAGGCGCAAUUCGAGUGGUUCAACAAUUACCGGAUCGAGAUCUACGUCGAUCUAUUUUUGCUGCUGGUGCUGGUGUGGUUUCUCAAUCGGGAGUUUGAGAUCGGUUACCGGCUGAGCUUCCACGGUAGCGCGGUGGCGAGCCAGGACAAAGUACGCGUACAGAAUAUGAAGAAUCAGGCGGAUAUGCUUCUGCAUAACAUCAUCCCGAAGCAUGUGGCGGAGCAGCUGAAAAAUACGGCCAAGUACUCGGAGAACCACCACGGCAUCGGUAUCAUCUUUGCUAGCAUCAUCAACUUCAACGAAAUGUACGACGAAUCGUAUCUCGGCGGCAAGGAGUAUCUGCGCGUGCUGAAUGAAUUGAUCGCUGACUUUGACGAGCUGCUCGCGCGGCCCGAGUUUCGGUGCGUCGAGAAGAUUAAGACCAUCGGUAGCACCUUCAUGGCGGCGUCCGGUCUGGAUCCCAGCUGUCGUGGUGAAAACUACGAGCAUCUGUACGCGCUGGUCGACUUUGCGCUCGCGAUGCAGCAGGUGGUCGAAUCGUUUAACCGCGACCUGCUAGAGUUCAAUCUGAUCAUGCGCGUUGGCUACAACUUCGGCGACGUGACGGCGGGCGUAAUUGGUACGAGCAAGCUGUACUACGACAUCUGGGGCGACGCCGUUAACGUCGCUAGCCGGAUGGACUCGACUGGGGUAGCAGGUCGGAUACAGGUGGGCAGCGACUGUGUGCCGGUGCUGAGCGAACGCUACGACUUCGAACCACGCGGUAAGGUCUACGUCAAAGGUAAGGACCAUAUGGAAGUGUACCUGCUGGUUAGAAAGAAACCGGACCUAUUGGGACCACCGGAACUAGAUAUAGAUCCCCUUUAAACUAUGUUCGACUAUUACGCGGCGGGCGCAGCGCACAGGAGCUAGGAGUGUCGCAAAAGCGGCCAGCACCUCUACCACGGUUGACGCACGCCGUUCAGCUUUCGGGCCGAUGGUGCGAAGGAGCCGAUGUUCAUGCUACAUGUUAUAGCGCGAAACGCAUACCUAUUACGCUCUACCCUUGCGUGCCCGCAGAGUGGUUUGCCGCACCGUACUUGAAGUCGGAAGUCGGAGCUACCCGACCCCUAACCUGAACCAACCGGUUAGGCUUUCCCCAUCUUGUUGCCAUUUUCCUCUGUCUUUUUACUCCUCGAUCAAUAGUCGCAAAGCGCCGAAAUGUAAGGCCCACUAGCACACUAUAGGGCUAUGCAAAGGUAUCUAAGAUGGCCUCGUUGGCUUUUGGCGGCUAGCACAAACUAGUAAUCAAACAUAAAAACACGCGCACGCACACACCCAUUGGUUAGGAAACAAGUAGAGCUGGAAGUACUACAUGCAAGGAACUAAGUAUGUGCCUUCUCUUUUAGAACAAAAAAAAAACAAACUAUUUAUAUUCUACAUACACUCCUCGGAAGCGAAUGUGCAAGCAACGGAAACAAGGCUGACUGUUAGUUUGGAUUUCAAACGGUUUACGAUUGAUGCACUGCAUCCCACCCACCCCACCAAUUGAUCCUUUUUCGCUCUCGUUCUAUCUCUCUCUUUCUCUCUCUCUUUCUCUCUCUCUCUUUCUCUCACUCUUACUCUUUCUUUUUCUUUCUUUCGCUCUCCUUUUUCUUUCUUUCUCUCUCACACACACAACGCAAACGCAAACCUUAGACGUAUGUUAGCAAUUACACAAAGAGUCAGCAAUGAGGAUGAAAACCGAAUAGGAUUUCUCCACUGUCGCUCGUAGUGGUUAAUGUGUAUGUAAUGGCAUUACAAAUAUCCUCGACCACCAACACGCUCCUCCAUGUACCGAAUUAGUCUUAUUUCCUCUUGCCAACGGUUACUAUUUAGCUAAGCUGUGCUGUGUAUGUGUGCGCGUAUCUGUAUGUAUAUCUGUGAGUUUAUAUGUGUGUGUGCGCGUGUAUGGCGGGUAGUGAGUGGGCGUGCGAUUGAUUAUCCUUGCGCGAGGCCACCUGACUCUUCCGGACCGAGCCAUGAGAUCGCUAAAGCCUCCAACGCAUUCGGCGAACGCGUCUGUGCAAGUAGGUCUGACGCAUCCCCGCCGGGGGCCCGAUGCGCAAUGUAACGAUGUAUUCGUAAAACCACGUGCCAAUCGCAAAUCAUUUCGCUUUAACAUUAACAAGAAUGAGAAACUAUCAAAUUUAAUGUACCGUACUGUUUUUCGUGGAAACUCGUUACUAUGUGCAAUCCGUUACGGCAUUCAUAGAUUUUAUAUAGCAAACUUAUAUAGUCGUAAUGAGAGCAGCGAAGAAAGCGAAAGAGAGCAAGAGAGAGAGAAAGAAAGAGGAAGGGAAGUAAGGGGAUAGUUUAUGCUAUAUUACAUAUACCUCUGAAUGUCCUUUUAUCUCGCUCUCCCUCUCGCUUUCUCUUUCUCUCUUUCUGUAUCGCCCAAUUGAUAAUAUGCAAACAUGUAUAGCAUAUCUAUAUGCACUGUAGACACAUUCAUAGACAUGUCAAAACUCAGAUAUCAAUCGUUUUUAAUCAAUUCUUGCCAAAAUUAUGAUAAGUCUUACAAACACAAACAACACGGUAACCAACAAGCUUUAAGGCCACCGAAUUCGCCGAGGCGGCGGGGUGGAGGGUUCGUUUACAUCACCCGGGCCAUUAACUCGCCACGGAUAUUAAAAUCUAGUGGGCUGCAGGAGGAGUGGGAGCCAGGGAGCAUAAGAUAUUAGUUUUGUUUUUCAUUUCUGUUGUUUUUAAUUUAGAAUACUCUUGCAAAAUGCCCGCGACUGUAGUUCAGUGCCGAUACUCGUGAAACUCGAACAAAGUACUUGUAAUAGCAGAGACAACCCAGACCGUGGCCGAACUUUUAUAAACAAAAAAACAAACACAAAAAAAGGCCCAAGGACCCUUUCGCUUCCACAAACGGCGUCGGUACUAGCAAAUGGCUUCCCCCCUCUUUUUCGCGCUUUAUUUAUAUUUUGUAAAGAAUUCGUUUGUGUUGUUUUAAGUGGUUAAAGUGGUUUUUACUAGUGAGCGGCGGGUUGAUCGUUGAGUGGCGGGAGCCCUGUCCGGUACUCGAGCAGGAUUGGAUGUUUUUAGGUAACAGUCGAAUGAAUUGACGAUCGGCGCCAGGAAGCGUAUGCAGGCGGAAAACAUAUUAUAUUUAUAAGAAAGGAAGUGCUAGCUGUGAUCGUGGGGUCUGUAGAUGUGAGGAUGUGGGCACGAGCCGGUGAAGCGCGUUUGACGCGCUGUCUCUUUCUCUCCCUCUCCUCUCCCUGCCUCUGCCUCUCUCGUCUAGGCGCACGGCGGACGAUAACGUAUAUAGCAAUCUUUUUAUCCAUUCCCUCACAUAUUUUUAUCGGAUAUUUAUAGCACACAUAACACAACGCCCACCACUGAUGCGCCUCCGUGUGCCUCAGCGGCUCAUCCUCCUACUACUUUUAGCUAGCUCCUCGCAUCCUGUUAAACCCGUGGCCACACCGUGGCGGACGUUGCCGCCGUUUUGUUUUUUUUUUUAUUGUUUUAUUCGCAAUACGGCUACGCAGCCUCUGUUCGAUCACACAAGAAAUCUCAAGAAUAAAAGCAAAAGAUAAGAAACAAAGUUUUGCGAAACGCCUGGACAUCGAGGAUCGCGAAGCUUUAGGGCGCUAGUUUUUGUCACGGUACAGUAUUGUAUUGCUCUGCUGUCUCUCCUCCAGUUGUUUCGACAAGUCGUCUCUGAAAGCGCACAAGAAAGCGAAAACUACUGCACACGACCGAUACGCGUUGCGUGCGAUCCGGGGAUGAAUUCCGGUCUGAUUCUGUCUUUAAGGACCUUUGGCCACCCGGUGUUUCUUUUGUGUUUUUCUUCUUAGUUUAUCCAUUAAGAGACUUACCGAGUGUUGUUACUACUGAGUUGAGAGACGGUCGAGCAGGAAGCCAGGCGAAAGGGCCUAGCUCUCGUCAGAUUUAAAAACAAACGAAUGCCAAUGCGCAGUGUAUGUUAACUAUGUUACUGUGUGCGAAACGAACAGUGUUUGUUAACUAAUGUGACACUGUACUGCUAUCACUAUCUGUCACUAUUGCGUCUGCUGGCAGAAGACUUUCGAGCCGGCGUUAACCAGUGCUUGGGGCUCUUUGGGGGAGCAAAUAAUGGUAAAUUUGUUGUGCAACACGGGAAGAUGUAUUUUAACCAUUUUAUGGACGGUUGCGAGCGAUCAGGCCGGAAGAUGGGUGGAGUGGGUGGGUGCGGGGGAGAGAGGGAUAGCAGCUCCCAGAAACCCAUACACACAGCAGUUUGCCCGGAUGCCACUUUCCUCCACACAAUUCAUUUCGCUUAUCACUCGCGCCCGCUCUUUAGGCAAAACAUAUUGUAUUAUACAACCCCGCCCCGGGGAGGAGGGGUGGCAAAGGGCACACACAAGGAGCUGGAUGGAGCAGCUUUUCAUAAUUUCGAGCAAAGCAAAAAUAAUGAUACAAGUACAGAUUAACACAAAACAAAGAAAACCAACUCACACGGAGCAUUGGCGAGAAAUGGACGGGCGGAGGGACGGACGUGAGUCAUUAAAAUACAAAUAAAAUGCGCAUGGAAACCAUUCAAACCGAACCGCGUUAUCACUAUCCAUACGUUUUUCAUACGUUUCCCGGGGGCAGGUAGCAGCCCCAGCCGCUUUUAUCCCAAUUUUCCGAACUCGAAUUUGAAACAACAGUUUUCUUUCAUCAGAUCCGUUGGUCGGCAUCACGACAUCGCCAUCUUUUCCCCGCUUUCCCAGGCACCCAGUUGAUGAUGUGUCGUGAUCGUGAUUCACAA
Molecule: messenger RNA, 10176 nt
Organism: Anopheles darlingi
Lineage: Eukaryota; Metazoa; Arthropoda; Insecta; Diptera; Culicidae
Gene: Ac13E
Product: adenylate cyclase type 9
Exons: 6
Coding region: 1092-6281 (1729 amino acids)
Biological process (GO): adenylate cyclase-activating G protein-coupled receptor signaling pathway; intracellular signal transduction; cyclic nucleotide biosynthetic process
Molecular function (GO): adenylate cyclase activity
Source: RefSeq, a predicted model, not a curated record